AUGUCCAAUUUCCAGUGUCCUUCAUGCGGUAAAGCCAGUUUCAGAGAUCAGGUUGCUGUUGCUCGUCACAUGAGCCAGCCUCGCUCAGGAUGUAGCACCUGGCUACAGGAUUUAAUACGUCUGCGGGACCUAUCUGACGAUUCUAUGAAUACAGAUGACUUGGACGGACCGAAUAUUCCCGGUGGUGGGCCUCAGGCUGAGGUUGAGUUCACAUUCGGAGAUAGAGACGAGUCAUUUGAAGGUAGCGGUGAGAGUGGUGGCCAGGCCUCUGAGGAGGGAUUACUUCCGAAUGGUGCCUCAGAUUUCGUCGACCAAUAUCCCGAAUCUUCUCGGACGUAUGGCAUGGGGUACACCUUCCUCGACUUAUUCAAUUCUGAUGAGAAUAGUGUGUACCGUGCCAAGAAUCCCUAUUACCCAUUCAGUGGCUGGAAGGAUUGGGAGAUUGCAUCGUGGUUACUGCGCUCAGGAUUGAGCAUGGGGAAGAUAGACAGUUUUUUAUCACUCGACAUAAUUAAGGGUCUUCCAAUAUCUUUUUCCUCGGCCAAGGAACUGCGAGGCAGAGCAGAAAUGUUGCCCAGUGGUCCACGCUGGAUGUCCCAAGUGCUCUCUACGAGUCAUCCCACCAAAUCACCCGUCGUUUUGUACUGGCGUGAUCCCUUGGACUGUAUUUCAGCCAUUCUGAAUCAUCCCUUUUUUCACGAUCGGUUAGACUUCACGCCUCGCAGGGUCUAUACUACUGCACAACGCUUGUGUCGUGUAUAUUCAGAAUGGAUGACAGGCGAUGACGCAUGGAAUAUGCAGUCUGCCCUACCCAAAGGCGCAACACUCCUUGGAACCAUUCUAUCAUCCGACAAAACGAAUAUAUCCACGAUGACGGGUGACAGAGUUGCACACCCGCUUCUCGUCAGCCUUGCGAAUAUCAACAUGUCCACACGACUCAAGACAUCGUCCAACUCCUUUGUACUCACCGCCUUGCUCCCCGUACCUAAAUUUAUACAUAAGAAUAAACGCAUGCGAGGUGUACUCGAGGAUCGCUUAAUUCAUGAAUGUUUAGAUAUCGUCCUGCGUCCACUCAAGCAGGCUGCACGUGAAGGAGUCAUGUUAUCAGACCCUCAGUUCGGAGACCCUUUCCGUCACGAACCUCGCACGAAAUCAACCACACUUGCACAGCUGGCUGUCGUUCAAACAAGGGCAGAUCCCAACGAUAUUGAAGCCUUCUUUCGCGAAGCGCAGAAAUUUCGCCUGAACGGUGUCUCUAAACCUUUCUGGCAGGACUGGACCCUUGGUGAACCGUCUCAUUUCCUCACUCCAGAAUUUCUGCAUCUCAUUCACCGAGAAUUCUACGAUCACGACGUCAAGUGGAUGAUUUGUGCGGUCGGGGAUAUGGAAAUUGAUUUCCGGUUUUCUGUGUUGCAGCCCGUCACUGGCUUUCGUCAUUUUUAUGGUGGUAUCUCCAAGCUAAAACAGGUUACAGGUCGAACUCAACGUGACAUUCAGCGUUCGAUCGUUGCAGUCAGUGCGGACGCAGCACCUAGUGCUGUGAUCACUGCUGUCCGAGCAUUGAUGGAAUUUCGGUAUCUCAUCCAGUCACCACGUAUUGAUGAAGACGACAUCAAGCGCAUUUCUGGAGCCCUCGAUGAAUUUCACGCCAAUAAACACGCUAUCACAGCUGGAGGAUUUCGUCGAGGCAACAAGAACAAAGUUAUCGAUAACUGGUACAUUCCAAAAUUGGAGCUCAUGCAGAGUAUAGUUCCCAGCAUCCGCAACACUGGUGUCGCCAUGCAAUGGACUGCAGACACAACAGAGCAUGCACACAUUACAGAGAUUAAAGACCCCGCGCGAUCAAGCAACAACAACAACUAUGAUCCUCAAAUUUGUCGACAUCUCGACCGGGUUGAUAAGUGCCGUCGCUUUGACCUUGCAAUGAGUCUCGUGGAUGGUAUGGCAAGCUCGAGGCUACAGGAUGACAAUAUUGGUGAUGAUGUUGACUUUGAUGCGGAUGAUGAUGAUGACCUCCCCACGGAAUUUACGGCCACUAUAAAAUGUCCUGGACAUUCGCGCCCAAUCACCAAUUACUUUGCGAUUGCGAAGAUCCUCCAGCAUAAGGAGGUUGGGACUGUCCCUCUGCCAUUGCGCACAUUCGUCAUCGGACGCACGGCCUAUCAUCUCACAUAUUCCCCAUCCAUCAGAUCCAUCUCCAUCAACGAUGCUGCUAUCAAAUUCGGCCUUCCUGACUUACGGCUGGCCAUUGCUGAUUUUCUUCGUCGCGAAGCUACCCACGGACAGAAUUAUGUCCACACAAUUGGGGGAGCCAGGAGGGCUGGACCUACUGCUUCCCUGCCAUUUGAUAAAAUUCAAAUCUGGUUCAAACUUCGCCUACAGGACACAGAGUUUCACGACAGUAGCAUCAUACGGCCCGCGCAGACCCUGAAUUGUGUGCCGCCUUCUGAUGUCUGGAACUCUGGUAGGUACGACUCAGCUAUUGUGAACAACGAGUCAGGGUGCCUUUGGCCUGCUCAUGGUCUUCGUGGUCACACAAUUGGUCAAAUUAGACUUAUCAUGCGUCCAGUUGGAAGAAUCAACACGGAUUGGUCAUGGGAGGACCGUUUCCUUGUCUAUAUGUACCGGUUUGAUGGUACAACAAGCGCUCGUGAUCCUGCCACACAGUUGCACUCGAUCAGAAGGGCGAAACGUUCCAACGGUACAUUAGUGGGCGAUAUUAUACCACUGACGCAGAUCAAGGCUCCUGUUAAUCUCAUUCCUCGCUUUGGAGCCAGUGCAGACAGCCGUUUUACCUCACAGAACAGCAUGGAGCACGCGUCAGAGUUUUGGGUAAAUAAAUUUUGGGACAAGAACACAUUCUUUCCGCUCUCUAUGUAG
Suillus fuscotomentosus is the source of this 2880-nucleotide messenger RNA. RefSeq lists its product as uncharacterized. Lineage: Eukaryota; Fungi; Basidiomycota; Agaricomycetes; Boletales; Suillaceae. The coding region runs from base 1 to 2880 and encodes 959 amino acids. The record is from RefSeq and is a predicted model, not a curated record. The transcript has 5 exons.